AUGAUAUAAAAAAUUACAAAAAUCUUUAAGUCUUAAUCUGACUUUACAAAGAAAUUAGAAUAGUGCAGUUUAACUAAGGAUAAUUUUGUUUUUAGACAAGAGGACAUAGAUUUAAUCCUAUAAUACAUGAUUGAUGAAAAAUUUAUCAAAGAAUUCUUUGAUGUCUACAUUUCUCAAGAAAUGCAAACAUAUACAAUUAAAAUGAAAAUGCUCAUUAUCAUUCAUUAAAUAAUAAAUUUAAGUGAGGAGUUCUCAUCAAUAUUCAAUACAAUACGUUUUCAUAAUUUUAAUAAACUAAAGCAUUGCAAUAGAAAUAAUGAAGCUUGGUUACUUUAAUCAAUAUAAAUACCAUUUUUGCAAUAUUUACAAAAAUUGUCAAUAAAUAUAAAAGACAUUAAAAGUUAUAGAACAUGUUUGUUUAGAAAAUAAAUUCUAAAUACAAAGUAUUAAAUCCUUAACUUCAUAGUUUGGUAAUCGAUAGUUUUAAAUUAAUAAAUAUCGUGAAUCAAGCUUUGUCAUUAGUACCAAAUUUAAAAAUUGCUUUAACAAAUUAUCCUUAUGAUUUUUUAUUAAAAAGGACUGCCUAUAAUAUCUAUUUAGAGAUUCAUACAUUCCAAAGAUAAUUAAUAAAUUCAUUAUCUGCAUUACUCAAUGAAAAUUCAUAAGCAAAAGAAGUUGAGAUAUAUGAAUUUCUAAAAGAAGUAUAUAUUUGCAGUACUUAUAUCAGGUUUAAGCUAUUGAAUAGAAAAUGAUGUUCUUUUAUUAAUUUCAUAAAAAAUUUGAUCCAAGUCAAACAUUAAUACCUCCAUUGAAAUUAAAAAUAGAUGUAGAGAGUGCUAGAUGUAUAGAAAGGUCUGCAAUUUAGGAAAGAGAAGUGUGUCAAUAAUUAAGAUAAGCAAAAACUAAAAGAGAAAUUUGUAGUUCUUCUCCAAUUAUAGAUUAUUAACUUAGUUGUGAAAGGGGGAAAAGAGGACCAUAAUAUUAGCAUCUUGUAUUAUAAAUGAACACUCAAGGAAAUUAAGCAAUAGUUUGGGAUUAAUAAUAAACAUUUUAAGAAGGAGUAGAUACUCACACUGAUGAGAAAGCAAUAAAAGAAGAAUAAAACAGUGAAUACAUAAAAAAAUGA
Molecule: messenger RNA, 1126 nt
Organism: Paramecium pentaurelia
Lineage: Eukaryota; Ciliophora; Oligohymenophorea; Peniculida; Parameciidae
Source: the annotation of a GenBank genome assembly